AUGAAUUCUUUCGAUGAUUCAUCUGUUGACAAUUUUUAUCAAUUUCCUUCUUGGUCAACAUCGUUAACCCGGUCACAUACAAUUCUAUCAAGUAAAACAACUCAUAAUAGAUUUAAACUACGCAUUGACAACCGAAGUCAAUUUGGAGAUACAUCAAAACAGUAUCUUAGCCGACAAAAUGUUCGAUUUUUGACAGAAUCAUCACGUAUAUAUUCUCCACAACCACUUCAUCAACCAACUCCAACACCUGAUCUUUGUUCAACAAUAGACCAAGCGUCAUCACACUCAUCAAAUUAUCAAGCUCGUCAUUUAACGCCUAUUCGAGUGAAAUCAGCCAUGUUAACAGUACCAAUAAAAUCAAAUUCUGAAGAAACUUUAUCGAAAAAUUUUCCCAAGCAAAUUCAUGAAAGACGUAAAAUAAUGCAAGAUAGAUUACGGCAAAAACAAUUAACUCAGAGAUUUGUAGAAGCAGAUACAGAUACUUGGUUUCAAUUAAGAGAAUCAUUAGCAGAAUUAAAACGUCUUGCAAAAAAUGACGAACUUCUUGUAGAUCCAACUACUUCGAUUUUCAAUUGUGAUGGAUUUUCUUUUGAAGCACUUAAACAAGUUGUGGAUACACAGCUAGAAGGCCAAAAAGUGUGCAACUUAAAAUAUGAAUCAGGUAAAUAUCAAUCAAUUAAUUCAACAGCUGCUUCGAAUAUUCGUUUACCAACAAAGUUACGCCCAUCAAAAAAUCCUCUAUCACAUUCUCAAUUAAAACGUCGAUCGACAGAAACUUAUCCUCAUUCAGCUUUUGAACCAUUAGUCGUAGCAGCAAAACCAAUUCAUUCUCUUCUGUUAAACACUAAUACUCAUUCAUCUAAAACAACAAAACGUAAACAAACAAAGCCACCAGCAACAGCACCAGCCCGUGUUCGUUCUCCUUCACCAUCAAUAAUCAUACCAUCGAUUUCUGAAAAAUAUGUUCAAUUAUUAACAUCUAAUUUAUCUACUAAUGAUGAUCCUCGGGUAUCAUCAACACCAUCGCCAGACUUACAAAAUAUUAGAAAAGAAGACGAAGAAAAACCAUCCGGUCGAUUAAUUUCACAAACGUCCAAUUGUUCAGAAGUCCUUUCAAGUGUACCAUUGAAAUCUAAGAUAAAAUUGAAACCUCAAGUUCCCCGGUGUCAUAGUGCCAUGGAAAUGAAAUGUUCAUUUCUAUCAAAUAAAAAUUAUCCACGUUUUAUUUUAAUAACUGAUGAAGAACAUCGAAUUGAAAGUUGGUAUCAUCAAUAUCCAUUCAUUCUUAGUGAUGAUCUUCUUCAAUCAUUUCAAUCAAAACCAAAUAACAGCACAAUUUCAGCUUAUUUUAUUGAUGAUAAUCAACAUUUCUUAAAUUCAAACGUAACAACUAAAACAUUUCUUCAAGGUAAACUCUUUCAUAUAAAUAAUGACUGGAAGAAAUAUGAUCUUAUUUUCAUAUCAAAUAAUAUUUAUCAACAAAUAAUUAUUUAUUUACAAACAAUCAUCGAUUUAACUAUAAAAUCAUCAGGAAAAAGAAUUCAUAUUUAUCAAAUAAAUCAUCAUCAAGAUUUGAAAACACAAGUUAGAUAUAUAUGUAAACAAUUAAAUCAACGUUUUUGUUCUCAUGAUUAA
This is a messenger RNA of Rotaria socialis, 1635 nucleotides long. The record is from the annotation of a GenBank genome assembly. NCBI's taxonomy places the organism in Eukaryota, Metazoa, Rotifera, Eurotatoria, Philodinida, Philodinidae.